Messenger RNA from Thlaspi arvense, 690 nucleotides. Lineage: Eukaryota; Viridiplantae; Streptophyta; Magnoliopsida; Brassicales; Brassicaceae. The record is from the annotation of a GenBank genome assembly.
AUGGCUUUUGCCAAGUUGGCCGUCCUUCUGCCACUGCUGCUCCUCAUCACAUUGGAAUCAAUGAGUGGCAACACUGUGCCUGCGAAGGCUUGCCAGAUUCUGGCUGAGCUUCCCGAGCCCAAAACCAACUCUAAGGUUCCCCCAAAGCUUGAGAUUACCAAGCAUGAACUUCCAAAUCCUGAGAUUCCUAAGUUCAAAUCUCCCAAGACUGAGUUUCUCAAGCCUGCGGUGCCUAAGCCUGAACUUCUCAAUCUUGAGAUUCCCAAACUGAGCUUCCCAAGCCUGAAGCUCCCAUCACUAAGCUCCCCAAGCCUGAGGUUCCUAAACCCGAACAUCCCCAAGCCAGAGGUUCCUGAACUUGAACUUCCCGAAACUAAGGUUCUAAAGCCUGAAAUUCACAAGCCUGAGGCUCUGAAUCCUGGGGUUCCUGCUCCUAAACUUCCCAAGACUGAGGUUCCUAAGCUUGUGGUUUCCAAGAUUGAGCCUCCCAAGCCUGAACUUCUCAAGCCUGAAUUUCCCAAGAUGGAGCUUCCCAACUCUAAGCCUAGCAAGUCUGAAGUGCCAAAGCUGCCCAAGCCAGUACUUCCCCGCAUCACUGAACAUCCAAAUUCUGAGUUACCUAUUUUUCUUGAAGUAGAAGUGCCAAAGUUUCCUGAACUGCCAAUUUCUUCUUACUCAACCAUUCCUUGA